AUGGAGUUGGAAAAGAAGUUUAGCAUUCUUUAUAAACAGAGCCUUCCAACUCAGUUCUCAAAUAAGGCUGCUCGAGAUAUAUGGCUCCGGAAGGUGAUUGAAGAUCUCAACCGUGUUCUAGAUACAAAUACGGUUCAAGUGCCAAAACUUCUUAAUGAAAUCCGUCGCCUCAAGAAGGAUUUGACAUGCACAGAUCAAGAAGCAUAA
Molecule: messenger RNA, 207 nt
Organism: Arabis nemorensis
Lineage: Eukaryota; Viridiplantae; Streptophyta; Magnoliopsida; Brassicales; Brassicaceae
Source: the annotation of a GenBank genome assembly